Aegilops tauschii subsp. strangulata is the source of this 549-nucleotide messenger RNA. Lineage: Eukaryota; Viridiplantae; Streptophyta; Magnoliopsida; Poales; Poaceae. The record is from RefSeq and is a predicted model, not a curated record.
AUGGGGGGAGGCCGCCACCACAGGCUGCGCUCUGCCACACCAGAGUACAACUUGGAAGGUUUCGAGUUCGUCACGAUCAUACUCGAGAAUUCCUCCAAGAGGCAGAGGCUUCCUGACACUUUUAUGAAGAUGCUGGACGACCAUCGGCCAAAGAAUGUGAAGCUGCGACAGGCCGGCAGCGGGCUUUGCAGGCUGUGGGACGUGCAUGUGGUCUUCAGGUACGAUCACAUGUACCUGUGUCGUGGCUGGGAGCAGUUCGUCCGUGCCUACGACAUGCGGCAUGGGUACUUCCUUGUCCUCAGGUACGACGGCAACGCCACGCUCACCGUGAAGGUGUUCAAGACGAACAAUGGGAGCAGCAGCGACUCUGGCUACAGCAAAAGCAGUAGUGAGUCUGACUACAGCAAAAGCAGCAGCGAGGAUGAUCCGGAAUGGAGUGGGGAAGAAGAGGAGCAGAGUGGGGAUGAGGAGGUGCAGCCUAUUCUGUCUGACGAUGACCUCGCGAUGCGCAUCAAGAUGAUGAAGGAGAAGGAGAAGAAGGAGGAGUGA